Perca flavescens (yellow perch) is the source of this 5197-nucleotide messenger RNA. Its product is annotated as RIMS-binding protein 2. Gene Ontology annotation, molecular function: protein binding. The transcript has 24 exons. Lineage: Eukaryota; Metazoa; Chordata; Actinopteri; Perciformes; Percidae. The coding region runs from base 648 to 4541 and encodes 1297 amino acids. The record is from RefSeq and is a predicted model, not a curated record. Gene Ontology annotation, biological process: neuromuscular synaptic transmission.
AGUACGUUGUGACACCCCCAUGAGGUCAGGUUUCUGCUCAAAUAUCGUGCGUGCAAGUGAGAGAAGUUAUUCUUAAAUGCGCUUUUCCAUCUUCUGUCCGUGUUCCGUUCCCUUGUUAAGUGUGCCAUAUGGUCACACAACAUGCAGCCUUGGGUACAAGCACGCCAUGAGAGAAAAUUCUGAAUCGUAACUGACUUCUGUUUGUAAAGAGCAAGUCAUAUCCGGGUUGUCCAAAACCAGCAACGUUACAAAUGGACACGCUAUAACGAGCAGAACACAUUUGAAGCCAUGCUUAUGUAGUUCACUGAUACACAGCAUCCCUGCAGUUUUGGAGUGUUUGUGUAUUUUAUUUUGUUUUUAAGGCUUAUCGUUAUUAAGGAUUAAGCAGACACAUGGCACUAGACUCUGCCAAAACUGGGAAGGUGAGAAGCCAGCAGAACAGAAGAUCACUGUGAAAAGGAUGAGAGAAAUAGACGAGCAUCACCUGGAUGGUCCCAGGUGAGGAAAUAGAAGCUGUCCAAGGUGAGUCAGCAGCACGGAGAAGCAGUUUGAGCAGUUGGCUGAUGCUCUAAGAGAGACAGGGGAAGAGGGAGCUGAUUAAUUUGACAUUUUUCUUCCUGUUACCUCGUGAGAAAAAGCAAGUGAUAAUGCGGGAUCACACGUCCGGUGCUAACGUGGAGGAGCGCCUGAGGCAGUCUCAUAUGGAGUUACAGUGGAUCCAGAGACAGCUGGCCAUGAUCGCUGCCAGAAACCUACACCAUCACCACCUGCACACCAAGGGCAAGGCAAGAUUUGAAGUUUCAUCCCAGCAAACUACAGCACAAUCAGUCUACAAUGUGAACCGCUUUCGAUUGCUGGAGGAGAGAAACCGAGCUCUGAAGCUUGAGGUAGCCACGCUUCGCCAAGAGAAACAGCAGUAUAGGAAACUGAGAGCAAAGCUCCAUGCUGCCUUGCAGGAGAAAAAUCAUCUGAACCUUGAGCUGAUCAACCACCACCUGAAGACGUCCAAGUAUGACCAGGUGCGAUCCGACUAUGACCAGCUGAGACAGAGCUUUGCUGUAGUGAGCCAGGAGAGAGACGUGGCCCAGCAGCAGAGGAGCCAACUCCAAGACAAAGUGGAAGACCUGGAACAGGUUCUAAAGCGUAUGCACCAGGCUGUAGAGCUGAAGCAGCAGCUGCAGAUAGAGCAUGAACGAGCCUUGGUGGCCCUUCACACCAAGCAGAAGGAGAUCAACCAACUGCAAAAGGUCAAGGUUCGUGACCUGGAGCAGAGAUGCAGGUCACGGAGUGAGCACUACCACCAGCUGUCCAACGAGCUGCUGAAUUUCCAUUUGCAAUCAGAUACUGUGGACAUCCUAAAAAUUAAUCCUGCUUCCACAUCCCAGAUCCUUCUCUCACCAGAGAAGAAACUCUCACAAGUCAUCGUUGAAUUUGAAACCCAGAAACAGACAGGCGAUGAGAGCGCGGCACACACGCCGCUACUGAUCUCCCAGUUCUUGCCCUGCACACCACAGACUGGAGACAGAGAAAGACUGCUGUCUGUCAAAUCCAGCACCGUGACAACAGACCGCCCCAGAAGCCCUCGACAGCGGACCCCCUCAGAGAUGGAGGAUGAGGCCAGCCCAUCACCCAGGUCCAAGCCUCGCUACACUGGCCAGGUCCGCCUUUGCACUGCCCGAUACAGUUAUAACCCUUACGAUGGACCAAAUGAGCAUCCUGAGGCAGAACUUCCCCUUGUGGCUGGAAAAUAUCUGUACGUGUACGGAAACAUGGAUGAUGACGGCUUCUAUCAAGGGGAGCUGCUAGAUGGCCAGCGAGGACUUGUUCCGUCCAACUUUGUGGAGUUUGUCCAGGACAAGGAAAAGCUAGCGAUUCAGUCUGGGGAGGGAGGAGAAGACCUGGGCCCACUGGACCAUAUGCCCCUGGCCUUGAUGACAGUGGAUGGAGGUGCCUCACAGGAUGGUCUCCUGGGCUCAUCUAACGCCUUGGUUCCCUGUAGCAAUGGGACAGGGGGGCCCCUGGACCCUGAGGACCUGGCUGAAGACGUUGUGCCUUAUCCCCGAAAGAUCAACUUGAUCAAGCAGCUGGCACGGAGCGUCAUUGUGGCCUGGGAGCCUCCACUAGUGCCUUUGGGCUGGGGGAACAUCUCUGGCUACAACGUGUUAGUAGACGGGGAGCUUCGUGCCAGCAUAGCGUACGGUGGCCGGACCAAGUGUUUGCUGGAGAAGCUGGACCUGGACGGCUGCGUUCAUCGCGUGUCGGUGCAGAGUGUCACGGACCGGGGCCUGUCAGACGAGCUGCGCUGCACCUUGCUGGUGGGAGCCAACGUGGUGGUGGCGCCGUGCGGCCUUCGGGUGGACGACAUCCAGCGCGACACUGCUGAGCUCUCCUGGUUGCCUAGCAACAGUAACUAUGGUCACACCGUGUUCUUGGACGGGGUAGAGCAUGCAGUGGUAAAGCCAGGAAGGUAUAUACUACGCUUUAUCAACCUGAAGCCCCUGACGGUGUACAAAGUGACGGUGGUGGCACAGCCGCACCAGGUGCCAUGGCAACUGCCUCUGGAGCAGAGAGAGAGGAAAGAAGCCGGUGUGGAGUUCUGCACUCAGGCUGCAGGCCCUCCCCAGCCUCCCCAGGAUGUACAGGUGCUCUGUGGGCAGGCUCCAGGGGUCCUACAGGUCCGCUGGAAGCCCCCCAUCCUCUCUCCCAUGGGCACAUCCAAUGGGGCAAAUGUCGUUGGCUAUGCAGUCUGCACUAAAGGACAGAGGAUAGCUGAGGUGUUGUUCCCAAUGGCAGACUAUGUUACUGUCGAGCUGACAAGGAUUCAGUGCCUGGAGGCCAGGGAAGUCAUCGUCAGGACACUAUCAGUACAGGGAGAAUCCCAGGACUCCCAAGUUGCCGUCAUUCCAAACAACCUCCUUGCCCCCCUCCGCACUCCCAUGUUCAACCCCACCUCCAAUCCCCUCACCAUCCUCAUGCCACACCCCAACUCCCCGCUCCACCCCAUGCACACGGACAACCACUCCAACCCCAUCCUCCUCACCCUCAACCCCAUCCCAGAAAUCCCCACCCAGGUGGACCCCCGCAACCCCAGCUUCGACCCCCACGUCCUCAGCCCCUACACCUUCAGCCUCACCCUUCCCAACAAGAGACCAGUAUGUGCCAGAGACCUGGAUGCCAAAGAGCAUGCGGCCCACCACGGGGGAGCUUUUCCUCCUGGCCAGCCUGGCUGGGACCCCACACGCUCUCCCUCUUCCCAGCCUCCUGUGCCCAUGCAAGGCCACACCCUUGAGGCCCCUCCCCCUGCCAAUCCACGCUCCCCCUCCCCCCAGAGGAUUCUUCCACAGCCUCGAGGCACACUCAUCCCGGACACGGUGGCCAAAGCCAUCGCCCGAGAAGCAGCGCAAAGGGUGGCAGCAGAAAGUGGCAAGGGGGACAGGAGGCAGGGCAAAUACGUAGAGCAGGGUCGUUCAUUUCACCAGCAUCACUCUGAUGAGGAAGAGGAAGACGAAGAAGGGUUUGCGGGCGGCCGUCGGAGAGGACCCUCAGUUGAUGAGUUCCUCAGAGGCUCUGAGCUUGGGAGGCCGCCUCACUAUGGUCACAAUGAAGAUUAUCACAGCGAAAGCAGCCGGGGCUCUGACCUGUCUGACAUCAUUGAAGAGGAUGAGGAGGAGCUGUACUCUGAGAUGCAGCUGGAAGAGGGACGUCGACGCAACUCGCACAACACACCCAAGGCCAACACUACUGCUGGAGGCCGUCAUGACCGGGAGACUGGGCGAAGAACUCAUCAUGGCGGUUCCCAGCCUCAGAGACGACCUCUAAUGGUCCCCUCCAUUGAUGACUACAGGGAUCGGGAUCGCCGCUCUCCCACCUACUAUGAUGAGUCAGAGGCCGAGGAGUCUUUCCGGAUCUUUGUGGCCCUCUUUGACUACGAUCCUCUGUCCAUGUCUCCCAACCCAGAUGCAGCUGAUGAGGAGCUGCCCUUCAAAGAGGGGCAGAUCAUUAGGGUGUACGGUGAUAAAGAUACAGAUGGGUUUUACAGAGGAGAAGUGAGGGGCAGGAUGGGGCUGAUCCCCUGUAACAUGGUCUCAGAGAUCCGAGCGGAGGACGAGGAGACCAUGGACCAGCUCAUCAAACAGGGCUUUCUGCCACUCAGCACCCCUGUGGACAAAAUAGAGCAGAACAGAAGAGGCCUCCGUCGAGACCAGGCCUCGAGGAGGAUGGUGGCUCUGUACGACUACGAUCCCCGAGAGAGCUCCCCCAAUGUUGAUGUCGAGGCUGAACUGACCUUCUGUGCUGGUGACAUCGUGGCUGUGUUUGGCGAUAUUGAUGAAGACGGAUUCUAUUACGGUGAGAUCAACGGCCACCGUGGUCUGGUUCCCUCUAACUUCCUGGAAGAAGUGCCUGAUGACGUGGAGGUGUAUCUGACCGAUACUCCGUCCCACUACCCCCAGGAAGAGCCUGCCAACCGGCCGCCUGCCAACUCUGCCGCCACCGUCUCAGAGGGCAAACGGGUACAUCAUCAUCGCCGCUCUCAGCGCUAGGCCCUGUGUUCAUCCAUCCUCCGUCCUCUCUCUUGAUUUCCGUCUCUCGCUUCCUCCACUUGCCGUCUGUGUGCUGUCCAUUGUGUGUGUUUGUCCAUGUGGUGACAGUGGUGACUCUAUACAAACUAACAAGCCCUCCCCCUCCCCCCUCCCCGUUUGGAAAAGGGGACAAAAAUCCAGUGUUAACACCUUUCUGAGUCUCAGAGAAAGGAAGAAGCAAAGCCUGACAUGGACAGAGAGAGGAUAGACUGUGGAAGCUCUGCGGGUAAUUUAUGCAUGUAGCACUGGUUAUGGAGGACUUGAAAAAGGCUCGACUCAUUCCUUACACAAGAUAAUUUGGUACCUCUUUGCACUGGAACACAAAAUCAAAUGGUGGUUAUUGUGUAUAAUAAUAAGUGCUUUAUUAACACAUAACAAUGGCUACCCAAUGACACGGAAAUAAAUAAUUUGAGAGAAAACUUUAAAGAUGAAAAAGAGUGCGAAGCAUGCCUUUUUCAAACUUGAUACAUUUUAUAAUAACUUUCUUGGCUCGACUGCUGUAUUUCCUUAAAGAGGCUUUGUUUCUUUAUGUAUAUUGCACACACAUCAAAUCUAUUUUUCAGCCCUGUUGACAGCGGAUAUGCCAUGUUUGCUUUGAGCUCGAGAGACAAAACUAA